AUGAGCUCAAGAAACACUUCCAAAGACGAGCAACUCGUUGAUGUGCUGCUUAAUGACUCUAUCAAAAGUGAAAAGGAAAUACCUAAGUAAGACAAAACCUGGGUUGCUUAUACCCUUGCCGCAGCCAUUUUGUUCACAACUUGCAAUACAGCACUAUCUGAAAUUAGUAAAUUGGGUUGGACUGGUGUAAUUUACAUCUCUCCUGGUACCUUAAUAUGCUGCAUUACUUAUUUUACAUAUAAGACCAUUGAUGAAUAUAUGACUAGAGGAUUUUGCUGGACUGAUCUUAAUCUGAUGGACAAGCAUACCAAUCAUAUAGUAUGGAGAAAUAUAGUAGAUGUAAUAAUCUAUUGCCUCUUGUAUUUGACUAUUUAAACUGUUGUGAUCGGCACUUUUGGCUUAUGCUUGUAGGCUAACUUGAACGCGGGAAUAGUAUCUACUAUUUGGUCAGCAUCACCACUUUACAGCGCCAUUCUAGAUUACUUCUUUUUCAAGCAAAGUCUAAAUGUCAAUCACAUUAUAGGCAUAUUCUCUCUCAUUUUAUGUGCUGCUUGCAUUAGUUUAUCAAACAUUGUUGGUGUUCAAGCCUUAGAAAGUAAUGAGAAACCUCCUACAAUUGAUGCUUGGAUCCCAGUAACAAUAGCAGUGAUAACCCCAUUAGUAUUUGCUGUAAAUGGCAUUCAAAUAAAGAAUAUGGUUACUCAUCAUGGCUUUGAUGUUAUUAAGGUUAACUUCCUUUGCUACGGAAUAGGGGGUGUUGGCUUAUUCAUUGUCUUAUUGACUAAGAUUUAAGCAGAUGAUUUUAGUGAUUAUUAUUUUACUGUUGGUGCUAUUGGCAGCAUUAUUAACACUCUUGGUCUUGUAAGUAUCAACAAAGCAUGCACUAUCGGACCUCUAGGGCCAGUGAAUGCUCUAAGUGCUACAAGCACAAUAAUGUUCAGUAUUGUUACUGCAAUAAGAUUAGCGAAACUCCCUAAGCCAUUGGAAUUUGUCGGCAUGUUCAUUGGAAUAUUUGGAGCCCUUAUUUUGACAGUCCCAGACUAUCUUAAGAGAUUUUUUCUAUGGGUUACUUGCUAAUCAUAAUCUGAGGUAAAAUAAGAGGAAAAAGAUGAAUUCGCAAAGUUAUGA
Messenger RNA from Stylonychia lemnae, 1128 nucleotides. NCBI's taxonomy places the organism in Eukaryota, Ciliophora, Spirotrichea, Sporadotrichida, Oxytrichidae. The record is from the annotation of a GenBank genome assembly.